GCGGCGCAACUAGUUGUCCUGCUCUGGAAUCGACUUGAAUGACUGGCUGAAGUUUGAAGAUAACCUUUUUUUUAAUUGUCUUUUUUUUUUAACCAUACUACGUCACUUCAGCAAUUCCAGGAAGUCAAGCACUAUCAAAUAGCACAUUCUUACGCCGAUUGUGCUCUCUUUUUUCCACCACUUUUGCUCUUUUUUGUUUUUAGGACUGCUGCAAAACGUCACGGGGAACUAGCUUAACAUUUGUGCUAGCGUCAAAACUUUUGGUCGCCUUCUGCCUCGCUCUCACAUGACAAGCUAUCCUUCCGCGAUAGCUUGCUUUUUGUUACGAUAUUAUUACGCCUUUAGAGUUAGUUUAAAGUGAAAUUAUGGCCAGCACGCCGCCGUCUUCACUCCAGCUGCGAGCGACAGAUGUGCUUCGAAAAGAGCACCUGGACGACGGAGGUUUUGGAGAGGUGUUCCUGUGCUAUCAUGCCCGCCUCGGUCCUGUGGUGAUGAAGACCAUGUAUACGGGCCCUCUUCGCAGUGAGGACAGCAAGAGGUCUCUGCUGGAAGAAGGUAGCAUCAUGGCGAGCCUGAACCACAAGCGUGUGGUCAGGUUGCUGGGCGUCAUCAUGGAGGAGCGAGGCUGCUCUUUGGUCAUGGAGUUGAUGCCCAGAGGCAACCUGCUGGCCAUGCUGGAAAAGGUCACUGUGCCGGUAUCAAUCAAGGGGAGAAUUAUCUUAGAGAUCUUAGAAGGGAUGGUGUAUCUCACCGAGAAGAAAGUCGUACAUCAGGACAUCAAGCCGGAGAACAUUUUAAUUGACAAAGAUUUUCACAUCAAGAUUGCCGACCUUGGCCUUGCCACCUGCAAGACGUGGAGUAAACUCACUAAGGAGGAAUCUCUCAAGAAAAGUCGCGCGGGCCUGUCAGUCAGGACGAGGGCUGCGGGCACGCUCAGCUACAUGGCGCCCGAGCACCUGCAGAGUGUCAACGCCAUCUCCACUGAGAAGUCCGACGUCUACAGCUUCGCAAUCGUGGUCUGGGUGGUCGUCACAGGGAAAGAGCCCUAUGCAAAUGCCAGAAAUGAAGAUCAAAUCAGCCAGUGCGUCCGCAACGGCAACCGCCCAGCGAUGGACCUCAUCCCCGACAACACGCCGGCACAGAUCGUAAACCUCAUGCUGAUGUGCUGGAAACACAACGCAGUACAAAGACCGACAUUUCUUGAGUGCUACAACCUAUUUCGUCCCUUCUACGAGACGGAGCUCGCACCACGUGUGGAGAAAGAUUUAGUUCAUCUGCAGGCUCUGUACGAAGGCCCAGAGGAGCUUGUUGACAAAAUGAAGUCUCUAUCAAUGACUGAUGAAUGUAUUUCAACAGAUUGUCCAGCUUUUCUGGAGAGCACAGAAAAAAGUGUCAAUGGGCCGGUUGAAGCCAGUAUUGAGGACAUCGAUGCCAUCUCAUUUGAAACAAAUAUAGAGUCAGGGGCAGCCCACAUUGACCCAGAGGUCUCCUUGGAGGAGAAACUGCAACAGGAGUUAGACUAUCACAGACAUGGCAGCUACAAAUGCGACAGCCAGUCUGACAUUAUCAAUAGCCAGGCCCAGAAAAACUCCCCAAAUAUCCUGUCUAGUGUUACCAAUAAUAACAGACCUAGCCAACCGGAGCACAAUACUCCUUUCGUGUCCUCUGUCCAUUCCUGGACAAAAGCGGAACCUGUGCAGCCCAGCAGCCAGGAAGAUGCUCGAUAUCAUCCUGCUGCCCGCCUCCACGAGUCGAUGACCGCUUCCACGCCAAAGUCAUCCCUCUUACAAACAUCUACCAGCGUGAAUUCCCUGCCACCUUUCAAUCAGGAACAUCCAGAUUCCCACUAUAUCCGCCAGCAGUCCUGGCCUACCUCCUCAGUGUCGGAAACAUUAGGGUAUGCUCACGACUUGAAGAAGGGUGGAGUGUCACAAGAUUCCGGUACAUGGACAGGCUCUCUUCGCAUCAGUAAUGCAAGGGGAAUCCAGAUUGGUAACAACAACAACCUCAGUAUCCACAACUACGAUUCCACUCAAUGUUUUUCAUUUCUUCCGGGAAACAUAUGGACCAGCUCUCAGCUCAGAGAAGGAAUUCAGAAAUAUGAGAAGUGUGCUGUGACCGAAGAGCACCUUGAAGUUCUGAGGAAAAACAUUGGUGCCAAAUGGAAGUUGUACGCACGGCGUCUGGGUUUGAGCGACGUGGAAAUAGAGACCAUCGAGCAUGACUUCUCCCUGGACGGCCUAGCGGAGAUGGUGCACCAGACGCUGCAACGCUGGAAAAUGAAAGAAGGAAGCCUUGGCUGUACAAUUGGGAAGCUCUGCUACGCUCUUGAAGGCGUCAUAGACGUUGAUGUCAUUCAGAAAAUAUUGAACAUAUGCGCUUCUACUUCCAGUAUCUAAUGAAAUUCUGUCUUACGUAGUUCCCCUUAGAUUUGCCAAAGUCUCUUUUGAUGCCUAUAGUUCCAAUCAAUGUAAUGCCUUACUGUGUAUUACGCUGGGAUUAGGGUGCUCCUCCUUCAACAUGAAUUCUAAUUGGUCUAGAGCCAUGUAGAAAAUCUGUUUCAAAAUAUUCAACUCUUGUUUGAGAAUAUUUUUGCAUUUUGAUGAAUCAUCAUGCUUGUGAGACAAAAGUUCAUGUAUCAACACCGAAACGGUUUUCUAAGAUGUGGGAACACACAAACGUGGCAAAAAAAAAAAAAAAAAAAUCGGCAGGUGUGUUUACCGCUCUUAAAGGGCCAUAUUCUUGCGCUCUAUUCUGGCAGCGCAGAUUCAUUUCCGCAAAUGAAUGCCAGAUAUGCACUCAGGGUGAAGCAACAUUAGCAUGCAUCCGUUCCCUGACAAAUCUACAUUUUCUAGACAAAUUAAGCACUUUUCCUCUUAAGAAUUCAAGGCCUGUCAUGCUGUAAAUCCAACAGCCUGUGAAGGUGAAAAAAAAUUUCAUUGCAAGUUUGGAUUCAGUUACAACAUGCGUUGCCACACAUUGAAAGAGACUCCUAGAAGUCCAUUCAAUAUUUGUCGAGAGACUGAACCA
Molecule: messenger RNA, 3030 nt
Organism: Hippocampus comes (tiger tail seahorse)
Lineage: Eukaryota; Metazoa; Chordata; Actinopteri; Syngnathiformes; Syngnathidae
Gene: ripk1l
Product: receptor (TNFRSF)-interacting serine-threonine kinase 1, like
Exons: 10
Coding region: 366-2399 (677 amino acids)
Biological process (GO): protein phosphorylation; signal transduction
Molecular function (GO): protein binding; JUN kinase kinase kinase activity; ATP binding
Source: RefSeq, a predicted model, not a curated record